UUUUGUCCCUCUUGUUCCUUAUCGCACAAGAAGAUUUUCUUGGACGCGGUUUUGGACAGUGGACACGCUGGACGCGGAGCAGGAUCCACGCAGGAGGCACAAACCGGACACCGUAUUCUUCAUUUGCGGUUUUAACACGAUGGAGCCAGCCUUCGGUGAGGUGAACCAGCUAGGCGGUGUUUUCGUGAACGGCAGGCCGCUCCCGAACGCCAUCCGGCUCAGGAUCGUGGAGCUGGCCCAGCUCGGGAUUCGACCCUGUGACAUUAGCAGACAGCUGCGCGUCUCCCACGGCUGCGUCAGCAAGAUCCUGGCCCGCUACAACGAGACGGGCUCCAUCCUCCCGGGGGCCAUCGGAGGCAGCAAGCCGCGGGUCACCACACCCACCGUGGUCAAGCACAUACGGACAUACAAGCAGAGAGACCCGGGGAUUUUUGCCUGGGAGAUCCGGGACAGGCUACUCGCCGACGGGGUUUGCGACAAGUUCAACCUCCCCUCCGUCAGUUCCAUCAGUCGGAUCCUCCGCAACAAGAUCGGGAAUCUGUCCCAGCAGAGCCAGUACGAGUCGGGCAAGCAGCCGCCUCACCCGCCGCCACAGCCGACCUUACCCUACAACCACUUAUACUCAUACCCGACAUCCAAAGUGCCCACUCCCCCUGGCAUGCCCACCCUUCCCGGACACAUGGCCAUGCACAGGAUAUGGCCUUCCUCGCACUCUGUAACAGAUAUUCUGGGGAUACGGUCUAUUACAGAGCAACAAAUUAGUGACAGUCCAUCCUUUUCCAGCGCCAAACUAGAAGAAUGGAGCGCUAUAAACAGGACUAAUUUCCCACCAGCAAGCUCUCCACUAGUCAAUGGCGUGGAUAAACCGCAUUUAGAACCUGAAGCAAAAUACACACAGACGCCGAGUGGAUUGCCCACAGUGAACAGCUAUGUCACAGCACCCAGCAUCCCUCCUUACCACCCUCCCACCCAAGUGUCACCCUACAUGGGGUACAGCGCCACCACGUCGGCCUAUGUGACCGGACCCACAUGGCAGCCGGCCAGUGGCAGUGCUCUAUCUCCCCACAGCUGUGACAUCGCCACCCCUCUGGCCUUCAAGAGCAUGACAGCCAGCCGGGACGCCAUCCACCCGGUCGCCGCCUCGGCGCUGUGAAGUCGGCUCCACAGACUGA
Xiphias gladius (swordfish) is the source of this 1172-nucleotide messenger RNA. RefSeq names its product paired box 9 (gene pax9). Gene Ontology annotation, biological process: regulation of transcription by RNA polymerase II; anatomical structure development. Bases 140 to 1153 code for a protein of 337 amino acids. The transcript has 4 exons. Gene Ontology annotation, molecular function: RNA polymerase II cis-regulatory region sequence-specific DNA binding; DNA-binding transcription factor activity, RNA polymerase II-specific. Lineage: Eukaryota; Metazoa; Chordata; Actinopteri; Istiophoriformes; Xiphiidae. The record is from RefSeq and is a predicted model, not a curated record.